CCUACCCUCGUGCUUGAAGUCCACGAAUUCACCAAUUUUCCAUCUUCACCAGACUUCACUUCACUAUUCUAAGUCUAUAACCUCUCAGACAUCAUAUGUCCUUCCUCCGUGGUCAUGAAUACAAACAUGCAAAUGAAUCUGUCCCCCUGCGGAAAAGACUCGAGGCCAACUUCACCUCCUCCCUACGUCGAAUUUCACGAUCCUUUCUCCGCCGCAUCUCUGGCAUAUCAACCCCAAAAAUCUCUUUGUCUUAACAUGGACACUGAAACCAGUCCUGGUAGACCUGAACCUCCGGCCUUAGCUGUUCCCAUGACACCUUCGUCUCCAAGCUGGCCUGUCCACCCUGAUCCUUGUCAAUUUCAGGAUCAACCCUUUAUGCGCACAGGCACGGAAGAGGUUCCCGAGCCUGCUUCAGACCUUUGCCCGGACCUCCUUGACUCCUGGUACCCGAGGUACCUGGCAUGCACGCAGUUCUUUGUUUCCUAUGCGCAGCAUACCCCGACAGUGCAGUCGUUGGCCGCAUUUCUCAACAUUCGACUGCCUUGCCAGCAAUCUGGGGCCCAGGCAACCCAUCCGUCAUUACGCGCCUACAUUCGGCGCCUCAUUGUAACAGCACAGGAUAGUCCUGAGGUGCUUGGCGCGUUCUUCGGAGAAGAUUGGGUCGGGGGAGUGGGGAGCAUUGUCAAGCAAGAGCGGGUGAAUUACUUGUUUACGGCAAAGAGCGGCGGGUGGGCGUCAACAAAGGCGGCGUAUGAUAUUCUGCCGGACGAACAAACGCCAUUUCUACGGCCAUUGCGAGCAGCUGCAGAGGAAGAGUUACGCGAAGCGGAAGCCCGCUGGAGUGAGUGGUUGGCAAUGGAAGAUUGGAUGGUUGGACCGCGCAGUCCAUGGUGA
Aspergillus costaricaensis CBS 115574 is the source of this 894-nucleotide messenger RNA. RefSeq lists its product as uncharacterized. The coding region runs from base 115 to 894 and encodes 259 amino acids. The record is from RefSeq and is a predicted model, not a curated record. Lineage: Eukaryota; Fungi; Ascomycota; Eurotiomycetes; Eurotiales; Aspergillaceae. The transcript is spliced from 2 exons.